Molecule: messenger RNA, 652 nt
Organism: Lutzomyia longipalpis
Lineage: Eukaryota; Metazoa; Arthropoda; Insecta; Diptera; Psychodidae
Product: UPF0545 protein C22orf39 homolog
Exons: 2
Coding region: 87-557 (156 amino acids)
Source: RefSeq, a predicted model, not a curated record
GGGUUUGCCUCUAUUUGACUUUUGCUUUGAGCAGGAAAAAUUUGUCCCAGAGUUUCCUUGGCUUUUCCAAGGAGUUUUAGCACACAAUGGCAGACGGAGGCCAUCAACAAACACAUCCGAACACCCCCAGUGACCAGGAAGUUCGAGACAAUCUCCUAUGGGCGAGUCGUCCGUGCUUCCUCUAUAGGCAAGAAUUUAAGGACUGCAAGAGUAUAAAGGGGCGCUUUCAUCAGUACUUUAUCUUUGGAGAGAAUAUCGAUUGCUCCCAGUGGGGCAGGGACUAUGAAAAUUGUACAAAAUAUGAGGAGAAAGGUGAUAUAGCUGCCGGCCGGGAGCUGCUGGCCAGUGAAGCUGAGAGAAGGCGAAAAAGAAUGGAAGCUCACUAUGCCAAUGAUGUGUGGAAGAAGCGAACACAGCCCCCGAGCGACUGGAACGCCCCCCUGCCUGAGUGGUUUGUGAAGAACAACGAAAACUCCUACCUCGCUGCAAAAUCAAAAGAAGUCAAGGAGGGAAUCACAAUCCCCAUCAAGGAGGAUUCCUUUUGCUCAAUCAUGUAGUUAAAGAUUAAUUAAUCAUUAGGAUAUGUUUUAACUUGAAUGAUUUAGUUGAAAAAAAUUGAGUAAUUUCGAUAAAUUCUCAUGAAAAAAGCGAA